Molecule: messenger RNA, 630 nt
Organism: Oncorhynchus mykiss (rainbow trout)
Lineage: Eukaryota; Metazoa; Chordata; Actinopteri; Salmoniformes; Salmonidae
Source: RefSeq, a predicted model, not a curated record
UACAAUGUAAAAAUGUUGUUAAGGGCGCUCACAUUGUAUCACACAAUUUUUAUUUGUGUCCAGUGAGCAUUAUCAUGCAGUCAGAUAAGAUGUACAGUAAUAAGGUUUUCAAAACAAAGAUGUUUAAAGAACAGUACAAACAUAUAAAAUUUCCUUUUGUUCUGUUUACUUUCUUUUUCCAAGCCUUCACUGCGGUCCGUGAGGUCUUUGAGGAGACGGGAGUCCGCUCAGAGUUCAUGUCCCUCCUGAGCAUCCGGCAGCAGCACAACCUCCCAGGUGCUUUUGGUAUGUCCGACAUGUACAUCAUCAGCCCCCUCACAUACGACAUCAACUUCUGCACCCAGGAGUGCCUGCGCUGUGAGUGGCUGGAGCUAACCGAGCUAACCAAGACUAGCUCCACUACUCCUAUCACUAGCCGCCUAGCCAGGCUUCUGCUUCACGGCCUGAACCAGGGCUUCGACAAGAUUGACCUGGCUAUGGAGGAGCUGCCAGCUGUCUACUCAGGGAGGUUCUACCAGCUGUACCACAGGGUGCUGCCUCCAGGACCUGCCUAGCCAAGUGCAUUGAUGCUAAUAGCACGAACACGUCAAUGCUAGUCAUAUGAGCAUGUGGAUGGUCUUUCACCAUAAU